CCGUCCGUGCUGCUCUUUCUCCUCGCAUCCGGUAGCUGCAAGCGCACUCCCGUCUCCCCCAUCCCCCGCCCGCCCGCAUGGCUGCUCUCCUCCGCACGGCUGCGGCCCUUGCGCCCCCGCCUUCGCCUGCCCGUGAGCCGCCGCGCCGCUCGUGCAUCGUUUCCCUCCCAUGCUCCCGCCGGGCGCCGGCGCUACCGCUGCGCGCGCGGCUGCCUACGGCCCGGCGCGUCCCCGCACGCGCUGCGAGCCGGCUGCGGCGAUUGGGGGCCACCGAGGCUGACGAGGCCGCGCAGACGGCGACGGAGGAGGAUACAGAAACUGAAGUUACUGGGGACGCUGUUUCCGAUGAUGGUCCUGUGGGCACAGAAGAAGCUCCCUCUGUUCUUGUCACAGCAUUGCAAUCAUACAAAGAAGCUUUGAUGAAUGAACAUGAAGCACAAGUUGCAGAGAUAGAGUCCUUUUUACUUUCCAUUGAGAAUGAGAAAAACUCUUUAAUGAGUCAAAUCACUACUUUAGAUGCAGAAUUGACAACUGAGAAAGAUCGUAUCUUGAGGAUAAGUGCUGACUUUGAUAACUACAGGAAAAGGACAGAAAGAGAGAAGCUUUCUUUGAUGACAAAUGUGCAAGGGGAAGUUGUUGAGAGCUUGUUGCCUGUUCUCGACAAUUUUGAAAGAGCGAAAACACAGAUAAAGGUGGAAACGGAGCGUGAAGCUAAAAUAAAUGACAGCUACCAGAGCAUUUAUAAGCAACUUAUCGAAAUUCUUAAUUCACUAGGUGUCGAAGAUGUGGAAACUGUAGGCAAACCAUUUGAUCCUAUGCUCCACGAGGCUAUUAUGCGGGAAGAAUCAGUGGAGUAUGAAGAGGGGGUCAUCAUCCAGGAAUUUCGCAAGGGUUUCAAACUUGGGGAGAGAUUAUUGCGCCCAGCAAUGGUCAAGGUUUCUGCAGGACCAGGACCUGAAAAGUCUGAAGAUGACGAUCCUACAAUGGUUGAAGAUAACGUAGCACCUCAAAAGGCUGAUGACAAUGAAGAUGAUGGUUUUGAUGAUGUCGAUGCUGAGUAACUGAGCUUAAUUUAUAAUUUCAAAAGAAUUAAGUCCAGAAGUUUUGAUGUUUUUUUCUGGAGUAUGUCAAAACAGGCAAUAUGAUAGAGUUAGAUAUUUUGCUCCGCAAAUGUGCCGGUUUUCUCUUCCUGCUGUUGGCACGGAGUGUUAAUAUUGUGUCAGAAUUUUCUGUUUUCUGGGUAUGGUCAUUGUUGUGGACUUAUGAUUAGGAAUUUUGUUGGCUCAUUCAAGCAACAACAACGAUGUAUACGAGGUAAAUUGUUGUUGAUCUGUUGGAGAUCCAAAAACCAGACAACUAGAUCUGUGACUUUGCUUGCUUC
Molecule: messenger RNA, 1381 nt
Organism: Brachypodium distachyon (stiff brome)
Lineage: Eukaryota; Viridiplantae; Streptophyta; Magnoliopsida; Poales; Poaceae
Product: protein GrpE
Exons: 3
Coding region: 78-1061 (327 amino acids)
Biological process (GO): protein folding
Cellular component (GO): chloroplast
Molecular function (GO): protein homodimerization activity; adenyl-nucleotide exchange factor activity; protein-folding chaperone binding
Source: RefSeq, a predicted model, not a curated record